GCCGUUUUCUCGGUGACGCUAUUCGUGCGGGAAAACCAACUUGUUGACAAACCUCGGACGGUUUAUUUCCUCGUGGCGGGGACUCGUUACACAGAGAUUGAAGUGUCGCAGGUCAAUCCUAUCGUGGAAACUAACCUCCUGUCUCCCUGCGGGUGUCCCUGAGGUCAUCUUAAUCUUCAUCCAUGGAGUCAGAGGGAGCUGAGUCUCGGUCGUCGGGCCUGGGGCCAAUUGAAGGUUUCCACUCUCUUCGUGAGCGUACGAUCGCAGAGAACAGCAUGGUAGUCCUGCUGCAGGGUCUGCAGGGGCAGGUGACCACGGUGGACCUGAGGAAUGAGAGCACGGCACGGGGACGUGUUAUCAACGUGGACGCCUUCAUGAACGUACGAAUGGAGGAGGUGCUGUACACGGACCAGCGGGGUCAGCUCACCCGGCUACAGGACCUGUUCAUCACCGGCAGGAACAUCCGCUACGUUCACAUCCCAGACCACAUGGACAUAAUGAAGACCAUCGAGAGCCAGCUGGCCAAGAUCCACAGAGCCCGACACUUCGCCAGAGAAGGAGGAGGCAGAAAAGAGUUCGCCAAGAAAAAUAAAUGACUUUUCUCUUUCAUACAAGGACACGAAACUCUGCCGCUUGUUUAAGUUAAAAAAUACUCAGCGACAAACCACCUAGAUCUGUAGAUCAGCAGUUUAAGGUCUGAGGGUCACAAAGUGAGUUGAGGACAGAAAAACACACAAUCCGACUUCUGUCUCUUUUUUCAUUGUGAAAUAUUGGAAAGUUUCACUCCAGGUUUCUUAAAUCCUUAAAAUGAAACAAUCUGAGAAGUUUGGUUGAACUGCUCCCAACUUAUGUUUGAGUUAAAGUAUCAAACACUUUACAUGGACUGAUACUCUUAAAAAAAAAAUAAAGAUAUAACAAUUAUUUUCCUUAUUAAUUACUCUACACAUUAUUUUCUUGAUUAAUUUAUUAAUAUUUUGCCUAGAGUAUAUGAAAAAUGCGGCAGAUCUUAAGAAACAUUUCAUUUAAUCUAAACUAACAGUGGAAAACACAAAGAUACUGAUGUUUGUGAAGCCGUUUGUCAUUUUGACCUGAAACUAUCAAUUGAUUAUUGAAAUAGUUGCUGAUUAAUUUUCUGUUAAUCAAUUAAUCAGCUAAUUGUUGCAGCUCUAGAAAUAACAUAAACCUUUUUUGAUGAAGAAUAGUAAGUCAGAUGUUUCACAGUGGAGAAAUAAUCUGGUCAGCGCCAUCUGGUGGACACACUGAUGACGACACUGUUUCUGGGAGUUAAAAAACAAUGAAUUCAGUUUCCUCAAAAAGAUGCGAACACUGUUACAAUAGUUGCUGAUUUUCAUGGUGCACAAACAUUAAAAGAACAUUUUCUUCAUACAUAAAGAUGCUGAUGAGCUUUCUUAAAAAUAACAAAUGUUAGAUUCAAAUGAAAAGAAGUUUUCUGUGAGCACCUAAAAUUUCUAAUUAUCUACCAGAGGGAUUUUGGGCUGAGAGUCAUGUAGUGAUGGAGGCAUCAUUCAACAUAAGCUGACAGUGACUGUGUCUUCAGCAAAUUUAAUAAGGUCAUACAGACUUUGCAGAGAAAGAAAGUUUUUCUGCAAGAAAAUGUGGAACAAAGAAAAGCUGAUGUAAAAUGAAAUAAAUUCAUUCUCCUGCCAAAAACCUCU
This is a messenger RNA of Seriola dumerili (greater amberjack), 1676 nucleotides long. RefSeq names its product LSM10, U7 small nuclear RNA associated (gene lsm10). Bases 183 to 596 code for a protein of 137 amino acids. NCBI's taxonomy places the organism in Eukaryota, Metazoa, Chordata, Actinopteri, Carangiformes, Carangidae. The transcript is spliced from 2 exons. Gene Ontology annotation, molecular function: U7 snRNA binding; histone pre-mRNA DCP binding. Gene Ontology annotation, biological process: mRNA 3'-end processing by stem-loop binding and cleavage. Gene Ontology annotation, cellular component: nuclear body; cytoplasmic U snRNP body. The record is from RefSeq and is a predicted model, not a curated record.